AGAACCGUAAGAGAACAUUUCUACUUCCUGGGUUAGCUGGGUUAACUAAAGAUAAACACUUGAUAAUGACAUUGAAAUCUAUUAUUACUGUUUCAGCUGGUUCACACCAGUUUCUGUACAGCAGGAGUUAGUUCUUCAUCCCGUGAAACACGUUAUAAAACCCCGGUCCGACAGGAAGCAGAGGAUGGCUUUUCCUUGUGUGCGUCUGUGCAGUCGACACAUGAGCAUCGGGCUUCAAGUCUGUGGUUAUGCGACACUCAGUAAAGCACCCAGACCCAGUCCCAGACCCCAGGAGAAAAGCGACACUGGACCAGUUUUUCAGUACGUCGGCCAGCACAGAAAGCCCAACCACAAAGUGUUCGUAUGGGGCUUUAGCUUCACCGGUGCUCUGGGUAUCCCCAGCUUUGUGGUGCCGGACAGCGGCAGGAAGAAACCCCGCAAAUACCAGCUGACUCCUUACCGGCUGGAUACCGCAGAGCAGAUCUCUUCUGCUGCUUGCGGUUACGGCUUCACUCUCAUCGCCUCCUCCACCAAAGAUACGAGCAAGCUGUGGGGCAUGGGCCUGAACAAGGACUCUCAACUGGGCUUCCAACGCUCGCAACACAGCCGCCUUAAGGGCUAUGAGUACGUGUUGGAGCCGUCCCCGGUCGCUCUGCCUCUCGCCGAGCCUCUGCAGACCAAAGUGGUUCAGGUUGCAUGUGGCCGCGCUCACUCUCUGGUCCUCACCGACCAAGAGGGAGUUUUCAGUAUGGGCAACAAUGCGUAUGGGCAGUGCGGAAGGCGGAUAGUUGAAGAUGAAGUCUACAGCGGCAGUCACAUCAUUCACAAGAUAGAAGGCUUCAGCUGCAGGGUCGUCCAGGUGGCAUGUGGACAGGACCACAGCCUUUUCCUCACAGAGAAAGGAAAAGUGUUUGCGUGUGGAUGGGGAGCAGAUGGACAGACGGGUCUGGGACACCACAACGUCAGCCCCAGUCCGGUGGAGGUGGGAGGGGAUCUUGCAGGGGUGGAGGUGCAGCAGAUCAGCACGUACGGAGACUGCAGCCUGGCCGUGUCCAGAGACGGACACCUGUACGGAUGGGGAAACUCUGAGUACCUGCAACUGUCUUCAGUCACUGAGGCCACGCAGAUCAACUCUCCUCGACGUCUUCCUCUGAAAGGCUGUGGAAAGAUUGUUCAGGCAGCGUGUGGAGGGACACAGGUGGCCGUUCUCAACGAAAAAGGAGAGGUGUUUGUUUGGGGAUAUGGCAUUCUUGGAAAAGGCCCUAAACUAUCCGAAUCGGCGACCCCUGAGAUGAUUCCCUCCACACUGUUCGGACGCUCAGAGUUCAACCCCUCGGUCGCCGUCACCAGGAUCAGGUGUGGCCUCAACCACUUUGCUGCAGUGACAGAUCAAGGCGAGCUCUUCGUUUGGGGGAAGAAUGUGAGAGGUUGUUUGGGCAUCGGGAAGAGAGACGACCAGUACUUCCCAUGGCGAGUGACUGUUCCAGGUCAAGUGGUGGACGUAGCGUGCGGUGUUGACCACAUGGUGGCGCUGGCGAAGUCCCUCCUGUGAGCUCCUGUGUUCCUCCGCAAGUGGAUGAAAGGCUGGAUGUUUGGCUGAGCCCGCCCCCCCCGUCCACCUCUCCCCGCUGACCCCGGGGCGCCUCAGGGAGCCGAUUGGGGCCACGCUGGAGUCUUGAAGCCAGCUGCUCUCCACAGGCGACGGACCCUCGUGUCCCUCCGUCCUGCGGUGACGUCAAACAGAGUGCAGAGCAGUCGAUUCUGACAUAGCUCUCUUUAUCCAGCAUGAAGGUCGACUGAGAAAGAUAUUAAAGCGUAGUUUUGGUUUAUUACGACUAGAGCUGAAUCGAUUCAUGGAUUUAGCCUAGUUCCAGCUAGUUUCUACAGUAAUUACUUCAGUGAGUGCAAUGAAAUGUAAUUAUAAUGAUGGCCAAAACUAUGAAAACAAGACCCAAGUUGUAAUAAACCAAACAAGCUUCCCACCAUAAAAGCACAGUCAGCUUUCAGGUGGUUAAAACUGUAAAAAUUCUAUGUUUUGUUUACUCUCACGUUGUUCUUUUGCCACAACACAAGGAAACUGAGAGGGACAUGUGGUGAGCGAAUGGAGUGAUUCACUGUGGAAUGAAUGGACUCUCGGAUGUUGUUGCACUAGGCAGGACUGUGAAAUGUUUGUAAAAACAUUUGAAAAGCCAGUGACAACAUACACAAUCCACAAAAAAAAUGAUUAUCUCCCUGCCAACUGCAGAUGCAGAGGUGAAAGCACUCUGCCAGGGAGAAAACAACAUUUUAAGGAAUCAAUUUUACACCGUGAACUCGUGUCAUCAGCAGUGCGUGCAUGUUGUGCAUAUAGAGGCUGCAGAAUGCUACCAUCAUGGAUCAUCCUGCUGACAGCUUGAGACUGUUGUUAAAUCAAACGUGAUGGAAAGAUGUUUGCGUCGUAUUCCCUUUCUGGAUGUAUAAAUAACCCGCUUUUCCCACCUUAAAUGUACAAAAUUGCAAUGGAGAAUUUACUUUAAUAUACUAUAUGUAAAUAAAUCUAUUUUUAUUUACCACA
This is a messenger RNA of Dicentrarchus labrax (European seabass), 2554 nucleotides long. RefSeq names its product RCC1 like (gene rcc1l). The record is from RefSeq and is a predicted model, not a curated record. The transcript has 12 exons. Bases 185 to 1552 code for a protein of 455 amino acids. NCBI's taxonomy places the organism in Eukaryota, Metazoa, Chordata, Actinopteri, Moronidae.